AUGUACACUCAACAAGCAUUUUUAAAGACGGUUUUCUGCUUUUCAGAUGCAUACACGCAUAACAAUAUGUUAAAACAGCUUCUAAACGUGAAACUUUCAACAGUUAUUGAUUAUUAUGAACCAUUAAGUCCUGAACUUGUUGCUAAAUAUCAUGAUUUAGAAUUGAAGAGUGCAACGGUUGUCUUGAUCGUUGACGGUUUGCAAAAUAUUAUGGAUGAUGUCGAUAAUGGAACAAAGAAAGUUUCUAUAUUCUACAAGACAUUAACAAGUAUAGCAGACCUCUCGUUAGAGGACACUUUUCUUAAAUACAUGUUGUAUUAUUAA
This is a messenger RNA of Funneliformis caledonium, 324 nucleotides long. The record is from the annotation of a GenBank genome assembly. NCBI's taxonomy places the organism in Eukaryota, Fungi, Glomeromycota, Glomeromycetes, Glomerales, Glomeraceae.